AUGGGCUGCUGUGGGCAGUGGCCGAGAAAACAAGCAGCCACAGUGCUGUUGGCGAUAGCGGCCCUGCUUCAUAUAUGUCAGAGAGGGGAUGCUGUUGAGAUUGCCACAGGUGAAGAUGGGGGCAGUUGUGAAAUGCCAGAGGAAGGAACAGCACACAACGAUGGAUUUCUGCCUUCAUCCUUUGAAGGAUGGUUAGAGGUUCCAACAGAGCGAUUCAACUAUGUUGUCAGUAUCCGCACGGGACACACUAGUAGCAGCCCAGUUGAAGGGCUUGCCAUCGGUGUUUCCUUCUUGGAGAGGGACAUUUGCAGCGGAAUCGUGAUCGGCGGGUCAUGGGUGCUUACUGCUGCACACUGCAUAGCAAUUGUGGGCACAAGACCCCUGGUGGUCUUCAAUUCACAAGCAGAAGGCUCUUCGUGGCUUGGUGGCAACCCGGUCCACAAAUGA
Ostreobium quekettii is the source of this 447-nucleotide messenger RNA. The record is from the annotation of a GenBank genome assembly. NCBI's taxonomy places the organism in Eukaryota, Viridiplantae, Chlorophyta, Ulvophyceae, Bryopsidales, Ostreobiaceae.